GACGACGGCAACAUCAUUAUCAACAACAACAACAACAGCAUCAUCGCAUGGCAACAUUUGUGUCAUAUGCCGACAAGUGUUCGCAACAACAACAACAUGUUGUUGCAUUCAGACAGCAACAAGCAGCAGUUCCUAUGCAGACAGCAGCAACAGCAGCAGCAGCAGUAGCGGUAGCAGUGGCAGUGGCAAUGGUAGCCGCAGCAGCAACAAAAACAGAAGCAGUAAUAUUAACAGUAGCUGUAACAGCAACAGUAACAGUAACAUUAACAGUGUCAGUUACUGUAAAAGAAAAAGCGAUGCAACACCAACAACAUUCCUCAGCAAGUUGGAGUCGGCGCAACAUUGCAGCUGCCAACAUCAUCAUCAUCAUCAUCGUCAGAAAACGCAGCUGCACAAUGCUGCCAGCAUCUCGCGUGCAUGUUGCUUUAUAAUUAGUAGUAACAAUUCUCGAGGAAGAAGAAGAAAUAGUAGUAAUAGUACAAAUGACAGUAACCAAAAAGUAACAACAACAACAACAGCCAAUUGCCACUGCAAUAACAACAACAACAAUAAGAAGAAGAACAAGAACAAGAAUAAUUACAAUAUUAACAAACACACCUGCAAUAAGCAAAGCCAACAAAAGCAGCAAAAUGUUGACACAUACAGCAUUUUGGGCACACUGCAAAUUCUGCUGCUGUUUGUGCAACAGCCAAUGCUGAUAUUGCGACACUGCUGCAACAAUCUGUUGAACAGACGCCGAAACAAGCAACCACAAUUCAGUCAACGAGAAUCAUUAAGACAAUUUAUACCAUUUGCGAAAGACAAAAAACAUCCAUACAGGCGACUCGCAUACACAUACACAUUCCUCGCAAUGUUAGCAUUUCAUGCGACAACAGCAGCAGCAUUUUCGAUGCUGCCGCCAAUCACGCAAGAACAAAAUCAACAACAACAACAGCAGCAGCAACAGCAACAGCAGCAGCAGCAGCAUCAGGGCACAUUUCAGCGUAGCAUCAUUGACAGUUUGGCCUCCAUGUCGAGGCAACCACGUAGCACCGGAGGAAAAGCCAAUGCGCGCAAUAUUGGCAAUGGAAGUGACAGUAACGGCAUCAGUACCAGUGACGUACGAUUGGCGCAUAAAGAAAUACCAUGCAAAUCGAUGGACAUACGCAACAAUAUAUCAGAGCUUAGUCAGCUGGCCAACUGUACGGUCAUUGAAGGCUUUUUGCUAAUAACACUGAUCAACGAUGCGGAUAAGCUGAAUCAAACAUAUCCGAUGCUCACCGAGGUCACUGGCUAUAUACUCGUUUAUCGUGUGUAUAAUCUGUUGUCGUUAUCGAAAAUCUUUCCCAACCUGAGCGUGAUACGCGGUAAUAUACUCUUCGAGAGCUACGCCCUGGUUGUAUAUCAAAAUCGGGAUCUGACUGACAUUGGGCUGACCAAAUUGCGAGCCAUUACCAAUGGAGGGGUGCGCAUCGAGAGGAACACUUAUCUGUGCUUUGUCAAGACGGUCAAUUGGCGCCAGAUCGUGUCCAAGAAUGUCACGGAUUCUGACAUUGUGUUGAAGUUCAAUCGCAAUGAAGCGGAAUGUGCCAGCUGUCUGGGCGAAAUGAAGGGCAACGAUAUGCUGGAGAACUCCAUGGCGGAUGCUGGCGCGUGCAGGGAGUAUCCGGAUAAAAAGCGUUACUGCUGGAGCAGCGUAGCGUGCCAGACAAUUUGUCCGAAGGAGUGCCCGUACAACUGCAUUGAUGACCAGCAUUGCUGCAACGAAUCCUGUCUGGGGAGCUGCAAUAGCAAUCUGGGCGAGUGCACUGCCUGUCGCAAUGUUUCCAUUGACGGCCAAUGCAUAAACCAAUGUCCCAAUGGCUACUUUCUGUACGAACAACGAUGCAUCACGGCGGAAAUGUGCGAACAGAUUGGCAAUAAAUACGAGAGCAACAAGGAGCAGCAGUUGGUGCAUUACAACGGCAAGUGCACAACGAGGUGUGAUAAGGGCUACAAAAAAACUGAAAACACAUGUAAGAAGUGCAACGGCACCUGCGAGCUGACUUGCAAAGGGAACAUAAUUGAAAGCGUGGAGCGAGCGAAGGAGUUCCAUGGCUGCACUGUUAUCGACCAAAAGGGACUGACCAUAACUGUCAAGCGUGGCGGAACGCACAUGAUGGAAGCCCUGAAGUUCGGCUUGGAAUCGAUACACACGAUAAAUACGUAUCUAAAGGUACACUUAACCUAUGGCCUCACCUCGCUGGACUUUUUCAAAAGCCUGCGAACGAUCAGGGGGAAUAAACUGAUAGAGGGUCGCUAUGCUUUCUAUGUGCUGGAGAAUCAAGACCUGGAGACGAUAUGGGCCGAAAAUCAGACAGUCAGCAUUACGACUGGCAGCGUCUUCUUUCACUUCAAUCCAAAACUAUGCCUCGAAACCAUUGAAAAGCUGAAACCUAUGCUGCCCGGCAAGCCAGAUAAGUUUAACAAAAACGAGGUGGCUGAAGAUUCCAACGGCAGCAAGGCGUCAUGCAAUACGAUCAAUUUGGACGUGAAAGUGAAUGCGACAGGAAGCAUGUUUGUUGCAUUAGCGAUCAAUAGCUCAAUCGUGAAUUUUGAUGACGAUCGUUCCUUCAUUGGCUACCAAUUCUAUCAUACCGCCGAUCCAUAUGGCAAUAUGACCAGGGACUAUCAGCCCUGUUCGGAUAAAUGGGAAGUGACUGAACCGAGCAAACAGAAUGUUACCCUUAUACAAAAUUUGAGUCCGUAUACCAAAUACGCGGUCUAUGUGCGCACCAUGACCAUAUCAUCGGAGAAGCGUAACUAUCAGAGUGAAAUAAUACGUUUCAGAACGAUGGGAAACAAGCCAACGAAGGUGCGCAAUAUUAGUGCCAUCUCCACAAACAGCUCGAGAAUUUUACUUAGUUGGAAAAGACCGGCGCUAAUGAAUGGCAAAUUGAUCAAGUACCAGAUACGCGCUGAGCUAAUUCACCGUGACGCUGAACAGGAGCGCAACUUUUGUUGGGAUCCAUUGCCAAAUAGUUCCAUCGAUAAGAUGACCUUCUCGUCGCCGGCGGAAAAGACAAUUAAAGAGAUGCCAGGCCCUGACUGCAAAUGCGAUGCGGGCGGUCGCAGCGUAUACGAUCAGCAGAAGGUUGAGGCGAAAUUGUUGGAUGACAUCGAAUUCGAGAACUCGCUACAAAACUUCCUCUUCGUGCCGAAGAAGCGCGAUGACAGCACUAUCGAUGGCGCUGGCUCCUUUGCCAGUCCAAAUGCUAUCCAGCGCAGGCGCAGGCGUUACAUCGAAAUAGAUGAGGACGAACACGAGAUGGGCAGCGUGCUAAUGCGCCACAUACGCUCUUCGAAUAAUAAUGCGACUGAAUCGCAGAUCGGGCAACCGAUGCCACCGAGUGUCACGUCCAAUGAUAAAACGGAGAACUGGUUGAAUAUGACGGAUAUGGAUGAAACUGGGUCCUAUUUCACGAUCUUCUCCGCCGAGGUAAAUGAGAAUACAACCGAGUUCCUUUUCACGAAUCUGCGACAUUUUUCGUUCUACUCCCUAACCGUGCGUGCUUGCCGGGAGCCAGAGAUUGACGACACUCAACCCUUGUGCAGCGAAGCCGAACCCUGGGAAAAGAGAACUCAAAAGCUGGAGCAUGUGGAUAAAGCAUUUAAUCUAACGGGCGAGCUGAUGGAUAACGUUAACACCACUCGUGGCAAUGUUCGUCUGCAUUGGGAGGAGCCUCUGCAUCCGAACGGUGCCAUCGUUUCCUAUAUGAUUUUUUAUAAGCGACAGGAACAGGAUGCCUUUGAGCAGCAGAGAUGCAUCACAGUCCAUGACUAUCACAAUCAGAGCGGCUAUAUCAUGACCAAUUUGAAUGAAGGCAAAUACAGCUUCCGCAUAAGGGCAAUGUCAUUGGCCGGCGAGGGAGAACUUACGGACGCUGUUUACGUCACAGUGUCGCCACCUGGUAUUUCAACAUGGAUUUUAAUUGGAGGCUUCCUGGCUUGUCUCGUCUUUGUACUGAUAAUCGUUUACAUAUGCUGCUCGAUUGCACGAAGGAAGGGAACCCCGCAUGAUUUAAUCAUAAAUACGGAAGUGAAUCCAUUCUAUGCAAGUCUACAAUACGUGCCCGAUGACUGGGAAGUGCCGCGCGAGCGUGUCUUACAGCUGGGUUCACUGGGUCAGGGCUCCUUUGGCAUGGUCUACGAGGGCAUACUCAAGAGUCAAAAUGGCGAGGAUACGCCGUGUGCGCUUAAGACGGUUAACGAGAAUGCCACCGAUCGGGAGCGCACCAAUUUCCUGAGCGAAGCGAGCGUGAUGAAGGAGUUCGACACAUACCAUGUGGUCCGGCUUCUUGGCGUCUGUUCGCGUGGCCAGCCCGCUCUGGUCAUCAUGGAGCUGAUGAAAAAGGGCGAUCUCAAGUCGUAUCUGCGCGCCCAUCGACCCGACGAACGGGAGGGUGUAUUGGCUGGCGACCAACAGCGACAGAUUGGGUUCACCAACAGCACGGGAGCAACGUUGGGCAGCGUACAGCCACCUCCAUACAGUCGCAUCUAUCAGAUGGCCAUCGAAAUUGCUGAUGGCAUGGCCUAUCUGGCAGCCAAAAAGUUCGUCCAUCGCGAUCUGGCUGCACGCAAUUGCAUGGUUGCCGCCGAUCUGACUGUGAAAAUUGGUGACUUUGGCAUGACGCGCGACAUCUACGAAACGGACUACUAUCGCAAGGGCACAAAGGGUUUGCUGCCCGUGCGCUGGAUGCCGCCGGAGAGUUUGCGCGACGGCGUCUAUUCCAGCUCCAGUGAUGUGUUCAGCUUUGGCGUUGUACUGUGGGAAAUGGCGACGCUCGCCUCACAGCCCUACCAGGGCCUGUCCAAUGAGCAGGUGCUGCGCUAUGUCAUUGACGGCGGUAUUAUGGAACGACCGGACAAUUGUCCGGAGCUAUUGCACAAGUUAAUGCAUCGCUGUUGGCAUCAUCGACCGACAGCGCGUCCCUCGUUCCUGGAUAUAAUUGUCUAUUUGGAACACCUAGCUGAUCCGCACUUUAAAGAGGUCGCCUUCUACUAUUCGGAUGCGGGUGUGCAGUAUCGCGAGAAGAAUCGCAAGGAGCGCAAUCAAAUGGAUGUCUUUUCGGGCGCUCAUCUCGAUGCCGAUGUGGAUGGUGAGGAUGCCACAACGCCGUUACGUGUGGGCGAAUACCAGGGCUACAAGUCGAACAUGGAGCACAACACAUCGAUGGACCAGCCAGCGGAGAGUCCCAUCGCAUUGGUCGAUGACAAGGCCACAACGCAUUCACCCUUUAGCAUGCACUCGGGCUACAUAGUCAGUAGCACACCGGAUGCGCUGUCCACGCUGCCCACAGCCGGCGGCUCGCACAUUGACGACGCGGCAUAUGUGCAGCCAGAUGGCAAUACGGCGCUAACAGCGGAUGCCGAGCGCGGCUAUGAACUGUACGAUCCAAGUCCAAACUUUGCGGAGCUGCCACACAGCGAUAGCGGCCGGCUCAGUGGUGAGCAGCAUUUGCUGUUGAAAGCGAAACGCGGCGCUGGCGGCGGCGGCGCCAUUAUUAUGCCCAGCAUGAGCAGCUCGAUGCCGGACGAAGUGAUUGGCUGUGGCAGUAGUAGUGUGGUCGGCGCCGGCGGCGGGGUCGGCGGCAGCGGUGUUGUCUCCUCUUCACUGCAGCCCUCAACAGCGUCGGGGACCAGCUCGAACGCUGGAAGCAGCAGUCGUCAUCCGAGCCUCAAGCGAGUCGUCGCCGACACUUUGCGGAAUCGCGUUGGCUAUGGGCUGCUCAAUCGCUUCAAUUUGAAGCGCGGCGACAGCAACGAGAGCCACAAGAGCAACAUCUCGAAUGCGCCCAGCAGUAGCAGCAACACAAAUUUAACCAGUCAUCCGUCCGGCAUGGCAAUGGUGACAAUGGGCCCCAAUCUGGGCACAAUCGAGAGCGGCGGCAGUGGAAGCGCGGGCAGCUACACGGGUACUCCACGCUUCUACACGCCCACAGCGAUGACGCCCAGCGCUGGUGGCAAUGGCAGCACAGCAAUCAUUAGCGACAAUCCCAACUACAAGCUGCUGGACGAGUCUGUGACCAGUGCGGAUCCUGUGAAUUCUACUUGGCCCCAACAGCUGACUACCAGCAGUCUGAAUCCCAACUAUGAGCUUAUGCAGGCACCAGGCACGGAAACUGCAGCAACACCAUUCAGCAUGCUCAGCGCCAAUCCCAACUAUGUGCUGAUGAGUGAGCCGCAAACCGGAUCGGAACAGGGUCCGGUUUUUACCAGCGAUAAUCCCAACUAUGCGGUAAUGCACGACAGACCUGAACUGCAGCACAGCAGCAGCGAUGAAUACGAUGAUGACGAUGACGAUGACGAUGAUGCCGAUGAGCACACGGAGCACAUCAAAAUGGAGCGCAUGCCGCUCAGCCGGCAGAACCAGCGCACACGCAUCAAGCCGCAGCAGCAGCACCAGCCACGCAGUCGCAGCGUCAGUCAGACGCGGAAAGUGGAGACAACAGCGCCGACGGCAGCUGCACAACAAGCGGCAGCAGCAGCUGCUGCAUCGGCUGGCAAUACGUCCAAUAUACUCAAGGAAAAUUGGCUAAGGCAGGCGAACACGCCGAGGCCACCGCCACCCAAUGGUUUCAUAGGACGCGAAGCGUAAACAGAUCGCAAGUGUCGAGGGAGAAGUUUGUAAAUAGAUAGAUACAUGUAAAUGUAUAUGUAGAAAUUAGCAUAAAAUAUGUAGGAAUAUUGAACGGACGGGGGUACUCAGAACGAGAGAGCGCCUGCAAUGCAUGCUUAUAAUAUAACUCGAUUGGUAUAAGAGAGGCACACAGACAGACAGAGAGCCAGAGAGAGAGAGCGAGAGUAGAAGAGAGCGUGCGAACGAGAGAACGAGAACGGUAGCCAAGCUUGAGCAAAGGUAAACAAAAAUGCACUGUUAACUGAGCGCUGUUAAACUUGUGCUGUUAGUUGUUAGCUGAUGUUACCCCUUAACAUAUGUAAAUCAUGCUUAACAUUAAGGCCGCCAGCAAACUUUUGCCCACAGCCAAGGCUCCUAACAAUUUAUUAUAAAAUUUAAGCUUAAUUUAUGUAUGUUUUCGUAUUUGUUAAGUAUUUCUUUUAUAAUUCACUAGCGCCGUUUGAAAAUACAUACAACAAAACAAAACAAGUCCUAAAUGCAAAUAACAAAAGUACAAAAGCCAACAACCAACCAACCUAAGUACCGUUUAUAACUAGACAUAGACAAAAUACAUAUAUGUGUGUGUACAUAUGUAUAGACCUAACCUAAUUUAUGUGUAAUUAUAAUAAUUAUUUUAGUACCUACCUAAACGCAAAACGCAAAACACGAAGCGAUGCAACAAUGAAGCAAACUAACUGUACAACUACCAAAAUCAAACACAACCACAACUACGCACACCGUUACAAGCUCCUAAGCAAUCCAACAAAACAAACAGACCAACAAACAAAAUCUUCACUGAGUUAAGGUCCUUCAAUUAGUUAGCUACUAUUUUCAACUAAAACUUUGACUACAACUUGUGUAUAUGUACUCAUAUAUAUUUUUUUUAUAUAUUGGCAGUUUAUAGUGCGCUUAUGUUAAAAAAAAAUAAAUAUAGAAAAACGAUGCUGUCUGUAAAUGAAACACAAAAAAAAAAAGAGAAAUGUUCGCUGAUUUUAUGCAUGGCGCUUGGCAACUGGCAAAAGUUUGUGCUGAGAAAAAAUAUUUAUAUACUUUACACACAUACAUACAUAAAUAAACAUACAUAUACAUAGCGGAGAGGUAGAUAGAGAAGGAGAGAGAGGGGGUUAGAGAGAGAAAGAGUUGUACAUUGUGUUUGUUAUCUUCUUUUUGUUUCAAUUUUUUUUCUCUAAAUUAAUUUUGAUUGAAGCCAAGCUUCAAAAUACGUAAUUGAGAGCUUAAGUAACUGCUGCAUAACUUACACACUUACAUGCUAUAUACAUAUUAACAUAUAUGUAUUAUACAUCGCAAUUUACUCCAACACAGCUACACACAUACACAUGCACAUGCACACAUAAACAGGUAGAAUGUAUAUGAUAUUGCCAUAAACUCAAAUUAAGUAGAACAAGAAACGAGAAUCCGACGAAAAAGAAUGAAGCGCUUAGAUGUCAAUAUAUAUAUACGUACAUAUAUCUAUGGAUCAUAGACAACUACAAAUACAAAUACAAAUACAAAUACAAAUACAUGGAAAAGCAAUAGACGAAUUACAAACAUAUAAAUACAAACUUAUAUACACAUACCAAUACAUAUACCUUGUUACAUAUGUAUUUAUGUAUGCAAUUAUGUUCUGCACGUGAUAUGUUUCUGAGCGUAAUAUCUGACAGUUUUAUAAAAUUAGAAAAUUAAACACGAAACCAUUUCAAGACUUGCUACAUAAAUGAAACAAGAAUAGAAAAGAAAUUCAAAAUUACACAUACACACACACACACACACACACACUUACACACACACACUUUCUCCUCAAAUAUUGCAACUGUAACAAAAUGGAGAUUGAAAAUGCUAAAAUAAUAAUAACGACAACAACAACAAAAGUAUUCGAUAUUUGCCUUCGCUCUUUAUAUAAAUGUACAUUAACAAAUAGACAGAAACAAGUUGAUGGAGAUAAAAAAAAAGCAAGCAAAGUUUAUUUCUUAUUUUAUUUUAUAGAUGCAAAGAAAAAUAAAGCAAGGACACUUAAAAUAUUUAAAUGAAUUAUACAAACUGCUAGAAUAUAAAAUCGAUUAAAAACAUUUGAAAAAGAAAAACAAAAAAUUAUUGAAAUAAUAAUUAAAUUAAAUAUAAAAUACGUUAAAAACAAUAGAUAUUCUACAUAAAAACACACAACACACAUACACACACACACACACACACAC
Molecule: messenger RNA, 8826 nt
Organism: Drosophila grimshawi
Lineage: Eukaryota; Metazoa; Arthropoda; Insecta; Diptera; Drosophilidae
Product: insulin-like receptor
Exons: 12
Coding region: 692-6616 (1974 amino acids)
Biological process (GO): positive regulation of phosphatidylinositol 3-kinase/protein kinase B signal transduction; multicellular organism development; cell surface receptor protein tyrosine kinase signaling pathway
Cellular component (GO): axon; membrane; insulin receptor complex
Molecular function (GO): insulin receptor substrate binding; insulin receptor activity; ATP binding
Source: RefSeq, a predicted model, not a curated record